GUAGAGAAGAGAUUUGCUGUGCCAGCUUAUAGCAGUCUGCCAGAUUAUACGCAACUGAAUUUUGUAAUUUUUUACAGGAUUUUUUUUAUGAAACAUUUGAUAGCUAAUACUUUCUUAAAAUUGAAAAAGUUUUAAAGAAGUUAGGAAAAACAGCUUUUGAUUAGAAGAAAAUGCCAGGUUUUAAGAUAAAGUUUCAUUACUGCUUGAUUUGAGUGUGUUAUAUUGCAGAACCGUCACCAUCGUUAGGUCACUGGGUAUAAUGAGGAUGUUAUAUUGCCGUACCGUCACCAGCGUUAGGUCACUGGGUUUAAUGUGGGUGUUAUAUUGCAGUACCGUCACCAGCGUUAGGUCACUGGGUCUAAUGUGGGUGUUAUAUUACAGUACCCUCACCAGCGUUAGGUCACUGGGUCUUAUGUGGGUGUUAUAUUGCUGUACCAUCACCAGCGUUGGGUCACUGGGUCUUAUGUGGGUGUUAUAUUGCUGUACCAUCACCAGCGUUGGGUCACUGGGUCUUAUGUGGGUGUUAUAUUGCUGUACCAUCACCAGCGUUGGGUCACUGGGUCUUAUGUGGGUGUUAUAUUACAGUACCAUCACCAGCGUUGGGUCACUGGGUCUUAUGUGAAUGUUUUGGCUCUGUAUAGACCUUGCUUGCAAAAUGUAGAUGUUUAAUAUUUGGAGAUUAUUCCAAUAUCAUCAAACUACUAUUUAACUUCUACUGUUUUCAAUUUAUAUAUAUUUAUAUUUAUAUUUAUUCACACACAGUCAUGCACAUACUGUCUAGCCAGGGACUUAUUCUUCCAUGAUGAUACCUUGUUUUGCCAUUUUUACAAACUUUGGUGUGUAUACAAAUAGUGCUCGAUUCAUAAAUUGAAAGAUAAAUAAUAUGCCCCAGCUAAGUAACACAAUGACAUUCUCCUACAUCUACCUGUAUCUUAUAAUAUUUCCAGAGUCAGAGACAGGACCGCCCCAGUGGGUUUGUCCAGUUGAUGGGGGGCACUGUGGACGAGAUUGGAGGGAAAGUACUUGGGAUUGAUGACGGGCGAGGUCACUACCUCAUGGUACGCUGUCCCACUGACAGAGAAUAUAAUGACUGGAAGGUGGCGCUGGAGUCACAGACAGCAGACCAUAGUGAAGCUACGUAUGUGCGCCCAGUGCUUAAACCAACGGCACAUAAAACAAGGAAGGUGAUAGUGCUGGAUCUCGGCAGCUGUUCAGUGAGAGCUGGGCUACUGGGAAAGGAACCUUCCCUUCCCCAGGUAUUUUUCCCCUGUGUAGUGGCUGUAAACAAGACAACAGGACAGAAGUUUUAUGGAUUUGAUGCCUACAAACCUGAUGUCAGGGACAGGUCUACCCUGGUGCAUCCCAUAAAGCCUUCCAUAAAGGUGGACAAG
This is a messenger RNA of Lingula anatina, 1391 nucleotides long. RefSeq lists its product as uncharacterized. The record is from RefSeq and is a predicted model, not a curated record. NCBI's taxonomy places the organism in Eukaryota, Metazoa, Brachiopoda, Lingulata, Lingulida, Lingulidae.